AUGGAGCUAGCCCUGCCAGUGCAGGAAGGCUGGGGAACACCCAUGGAGCGGCUAACAACGGUGCAUUUGGCGAUGUCACAAGAGGCAACGAAGAGGGCGACGCCACAAGGGGCAUCGAAGGCGGUGCCCAUGGUGCAAUCUACAACACCACAACUAAUCAAAGCGGUGCCCAUGGUGCGAUUGGAUACACCUCAAGGGCUGGAAAUCGACGCCUUCAGCAACAUUGGAGCAGGCUUGGGCUUGGGCGACGUCGAAUCUGCCUCCAAGGGUUUGGGCAAUGUCAGGUCAGCUGCAAAGUCCUCAGGAUCGACCAAAGCAGGCGACACUGGCGAUGGGCGAAGCUUGAGCGACGUCAUUCAAGGCAACAUCGAUGGAAGUCUUGGGGUCAAUGCCUGGGUCGCAGGCUAG
This is a messenger RNA of Ilex paraguariensis (yerba mate), 408 nucleotides long. The record is from the annotation of a GenBank genome assembly. NCBI's taxonomy places the organism in Eukaryota, Viridiplantae, Streptophyta, Magnoliopsida, Aquifoliales, Aquifoliaceae.